AUGCCACUGUCAACAAGAGAUUACCAACGUGAUAGACGCAAUUCUCGUCUUGCUGCUGAAGCGCUAAUAGCCUUUACCGAAGGCUUUGAACUUUUCGAUACUGACAAUACUAGCUUAAAUCGUACGCCACUUAAUAAUGUACGCAGUUCUCGCCAUCCGUCUAAUGCGACGGUAGCAAACAAUUUAAUUAGCAAUGUUGAAGAUCAAACAACACAUAAAAGCGUUUCAACACCGAAAAAGUCUCUGUUUGGACACUAUCACUGGAAAAUGAGUCAUUAUUUCUACAUUCAUCUAAUCACUUAUAUUUUCAAUGGGUUCUUCGGUGGUCUCAUCAUUUUUUUGAUUGAAAAUUAUUCAUCUUAUCGAAAUAAAUAUAUGGUCGUAACUUAUCUUGAUGCUUGGUUUACGACUGUCUCAACCAUAUGUAGUUGUGGUUUGACUACUAUAGAUUUUGCUCAGCUCUCUCAUGCAUCACAACUUGUCAUGAUGAGUUUUGCAUUUAUAUCAGGUUUUGCAAUGAGUACACUGCCAGCACUCAUAAUUAAAGCUCAAACUCACAAAACUACUCAAGGUACCAAUGUUGAUGACGAUAAUGAAAAGUAUGACAAAGAAAAUGAUGAUGAAUUGGAAAUGUCAAAUCAUCGAUCGGAUCAAAAUUUACCACCACAUAUUCGUAUUGAAUUAUUACGAUUGCCAACACCAUUAGAACUUCGAUAUCGUGCAUAUAUCAUGUGUAUUUCACUCAUACUCGAUUUAGGCAGCAAAGACUUACAACAAUAUAGUCCUGGUAUACGUUUAAUUAUUUUUAUUUUUCAAACAGUAAAUUUACGAUUUUGUGGUUUUCAAUCGUUCGAUAUCAGUUUGUUUGCGACAGCAACAGUUCUCGUCUAUUUAUUAUUGAUGGCUACUAAACCACAAAUGUUGUGUGCACUUGAUGAAUCACCAUUUGAAAUAUAUUGGUUGACUCUAGAAGCUCAAGCAGAAGUCGAUGCUGAAACAAACAAUAACCAAAGAAACAUGUCCAAGUCACUUCCAUUGAUGUUACAACGUGCAAUGUCGGUUGCACCAACCACAACUACAGACGCUUCGCUCUUCAAAAAAAUGAAAAGUUUUUUACGUCGACAAAGUCUCCUUACUAAAGAACUUGCAAGAAAAGAAUUUUCGAAAAAUGUUGAUGAUGAGAAAAGCAUUCCAAAACGCUCCAAACGUAUUAAAGUUCUACGUUUACGUUUAUUUCUCAUUCAUUUUAUUAGAGCACUAGCCAAACAUACAUUUGACUUUUUCAUAUUGACAAGAACUUGGUUAUUUGUCUUUAUUUUCCUUAUUUGUGCUAUUGAAUACCGUCGAAUGGCACCAGUGGAUCCACAUAUAACACUUUCAAAAAUUAUCUUUGAGAUUAUCUCUGCCUUUGGUGGAGUUGGUAUGUCUCUAGGCUAUCCCAAUAAAACAACAAGCUUUGCCUCUGUUCUUUCUACUGGAAGUAAAGUCAUACUUAUUGCAACUAUGCUCAUGGGUCGACAUCGUGGUUUACUAGCAUCAAUGAAAGAUCAAGAAGUGAUUGAAUAUAGUGCUAUAAAUAUAUUGGUUCGUCGACGUGAAGAAUAUAUACUUCAAUCUCAAACUUCUAGAAUACGCGAAAUAACAGUCAAAGGAAAAAAUAAUGAUCCAACGGUCGUACAUUUCUAA
Molecule: messenger RNA, 1686 nt
Organism: Rotaria sp. Silwood2
Lineage: Eukaryota; Metazoa; Rotifera; Eurotatoria; Philodinida; Philodinidae
Source: the annotation of a GenBank genome assembly